UGUUGAAAAGUUGAAACAAUGGAAAGAAGCCAGAAACUUUGGAAAACCCUUACAAGGCCCUGACAUCACUGAAAAGCAGUUGCGUUGGAUUUAUGAUAGUUUGUCAUAUUCAAACGUUUCUUCAGCUGGUGACUUGGCUGGAAUGAACACGAAACAGCCUUGGUUGUGGAACCGAGUAGCAGAACUGUGGAAACUCCGUCUCCGAGAAGCUUGCUUCCUCACUCCAGCAAUAGAAUGGCUCAACGAAACUGGUUCUUUGUCUAGUUUUCCUGGGGAGACAAGAAUGGCUCGAUUUCUACUCGUAGAACCUUUAUAUAAAUCUGAUUCUUCUUUAGUCAUUCAUCUUGCUGCUACAGGUGACCACGGUUAUAACCGACGACUAUUUUGCUUUGCUUUACCUUUGGCAAACCAUGGUAUUUCCUCCGUGAUAUUAGAGAAUCCCUAUUAUGGAAGCAGAAAACCUGUUCACCAAGUUGGCUCUAAAUUGGCUUAUGUACAAGAUUUGUUACUUCUUGGGUUUGCAACGAUUUUGGAGUGCAUGUCUAUAGCUAAGUAUUUCUCGGAGGAUGUUGAAUAUAGAAGUAUGUGUUUCACAGGACUCUCACAAGGUGGCCUACAUGCUGCUAUGGCUGCCUCUUUAUAUCCUUUUUCAGUUGCGACAGUGGCAGCUUUUUCACCUCAUUCUGCAGUUCCAGUAUUUACGGAUGGUGUGUUGAGACAAUCGUGUUCAUGGAAUCAGCUAGCUGCAACUAUGAAUGAAGCAGUUCAAAGCUCAUGUACUAUCCAACAUCCAGAAGAUAGCCAUGAAAGAACAGAAUAUGAUCACCUAGCUUCUUCACCACAAGUGAGUCGAUAUAUUGAUAGAAAGGAGCAAACCGUUCGAUCUCAGUUAAGGAUUGCCCUUGAGAUGAGUGACAUUCGUCAUUUUCCACAACCUGCAAACCCCAAUGCUGCAAUACUUUUGGCUGGAGAGAAUGACAAAUAUAUUCCAAGAGAAUGCGUUGAAAUGUUUUCCAAGGCUUGGCCUCAUAUGGAGAUACGUUGGAUCCCAAGUGGUCAUGUAACAGGUUUUCUUUUCUAUCGCCAACAUAUAUUCCAAGCAAUAUUAGAUAGUUUGGCUCGAGUUUAGUGAUUUUCUAUUUAUAAAAUGAACAGUAACAGA
This is a messenger RNA of Galdieria sulphuraria, 1162 nucleotides long. RefSeq lists its product as hypothetical. Bases 143 to 1129 code for a protein of 328 amino acids. NCBI's taxonomy places the organism in Eukaryota, Rhodophyta, Bangiophyceae, Galdieriales, Galdieriaceae. The transcript is spliced from 3 exons. The record is from RefSeq and is a predicted model, not a curated record.